UACAAUAAAAGAAAGCAAUAGGUGUAGAGUCUACUAGCGUCUAUUAGCRUAGGAACUAUUUCACAGUCCGAUGAAAAUCACUGUAGCUGAAAGCGUCCGAAUGUAGAUAAUAUAUAGGAAUCAGACGUGUUUUUUGUAACUUUCAUUUUUGAUACCGGAAUUGCUAAAUUCAAGAACAAAGACUUUCAGUCCGGCGUAUUAUGACGACAGGAUUCACACCCCACUUGUCUGUAAAAACACGACAGUGCGCUACUGCGGAAAAUUACAUAGUGACAGGUAGAGAAUAAAAAAAACCGGCGUAAAUUGUCAUUCAAAAAUGAUUACAGUCUCACAGACGACAUGACAUAGAAAGCAUGACAUAGUAUUCAAAUGCUCGACUUCUGUAGGUCUCAAUGGAUCGAACAAAAGGCUGCUGUCGCCAGACAUAUUUGGCUUCGACUAACAGGAGGACCGAGUUUAUCGGGAAAGCUUGAAUGAAAAUAUUUUGGUUUUUCAUUGCUGUGAUUGACUGCUGGUCAGUAUGAGAAAUGUAAACUGGAAUGCGCAAUCUUUCUCGCAAGACUGACAUGUACCUGCAUAAUGCCGUCUAGUCUUUGUACUUGCAUAUUGCCACUUAGUCUUUCUACCUGCAUAUUGCCAUCUAGUCUUAGUACUUGCAUAUUGCCAUUUAGUCUUUCUACCUGCAUAUUGCCAUCUAGUCUUUCUGCCUGCAUAUUGCCAUCUAGUCUUUCUGCCUGCAUAUUGCCGCCUAGUCUUUCUACUUGCAUAUUGCCAUCUAGUCUUUCUACUUGCAUAUUGCCAUCUAGUCUUAGUACUUGCAUAUUGCCAUCUAGUCUUUCUGCCUGCAUAUUGCCACUGACAUGUACCUGCAUAAUGCCGUCUAGUCUUUCUACCUGCAUAUUGCCGUCUAGUCUUUGUACUUGCAUAUUGCCAUUUUAGUCUUUCUACCUGCAUAUUGCCAUCUAGUCUUUCUGUCUGCAUAUUGCCGCCUAGUCUUUCUACCUGCAUAUUGCCUUCAGUUGUCUUUCUACCUGCAUAUUUGUCUUGACGCAGUUAUAACUCUGCUUCAUGUGACUUGUGCAAGCUUGUGCAGACUGCAGACAAAAUAUGACCGAACAGAUCCAUAUUUGCAGAUGUACCCGAGGWUGAGUWAACGGAACCAAUUUGAAUUAUCAGCUAGUUCAUUYGAGCGGUCAGCGUYGGGACAAAGUGUUCGUUAUAAUAAAAGACUGAAAGACGACUUCAACUGCUGCUGAAGUGUGRCUGCAGUACAAACUUUUUUCUUAUUGAGCGGAUGUUUCAUUUUCAAAUCGAAAGGGAAGCGGAACAGUUUAGUCGUUUAGUUGUAAAUAWAAAGUGUAUAAAAGRUCACUGCAGUACCACUAAAAGACAAGGCCUCGUAGAGYUAGCGUUAACUUGUUGUGGUGUUCUCUCACAAAAAUAUGAAUCUCGCUCUGGCAUUGCUGUUUUUUGUUGCCUUCGUUUCCAUCUCCGCAGGACGUUUCAUCGCUGAUGAAGGCGACACCGAGGAAGGAAUCGCACCAGAAAAAGAUAUCGUGAAGAGGAGCAAAUUUUUCUGUAAUGGAAAAUGGUUUUGUCCCGUAAAGAAAAUAUGCAAGCUGCGAUGCUGCAAAGGAUUUUAUGCUAGCUGCACGAAGUAUUGCCAGAAAUGCUAUGAAGUCAGAGACAAGACAAAGCCAUGUUACUGCGAUAAAAAUCCAAUCGUGAAAAAAUAAGAAAGCAAUAAAUUUUGCCAGUUAUAAAUCUCACAUGUAAACAUAAAAAUCCUUUAUCUUUUUUUGCGUUAAUUUUUGUUGUACUACAAAUUAUUACAUUAUGAAACAUAGAAUAAACAAUUGUAGAUAUUUAGGGACUAUAAGUUGUCAUAAAAUUGCUAACGGCAGAAUGAUCUCUCCCUCCCUGUGCUCUGCUCUGGCUGCAACGCGGGAGACAAUUUUCAUUAAAAACUUUUCACGCAAUGGCCUGUCAACUGUACUGUAUAAUUAAUCAAAACAAUAAAAGCGCAGUGAACUGCGAGUYCUAAAUAGUGCAA
Messenger RNA from Exaiptasia diaphana, 2053 nucleotides. RefSeq lists its product as uncharacterized. Lineage: Eukaryota; Metazoa; Cnidaria; Anthozoa; Actiniaria; Aiptasiidae. The transcript is spliced from 3 exons. The record is from RefSeq and is a predicted model, not a curated record.